Molecule: messenger RNA, 2068 nt
Organism: Paramisgurnus dabryanus
Lineage: Eukaryota; Metazoa; Chordata; Actinopteri; Cypriniformes; Cobitidae
Gene: ess2
Product: ess-2 splicing factor homolog
Cellular component (GO): catalytic step 2 spliceosome
Source: RefSeq, a predicted model, not a curated record
AACCAAAGAAGAAGAACGCACUUGCUGCGUGCGACCCGACGACGUUCAUUAAAAUCUGCCAUUGUUGUUGUGGGUUAAAAUGUGCAUUCCGUUCUUUAUUCGUGAAAACGUGUCCGUGUCAACAUUAAAAGUGUAGCAAAACGAGGUUUCGUAAACAAAGGAGACGGUAAAAUACAUUGUAUUGUGACUUAUUUAACGUUAGCUGUACGCCAGGCUAACGUCAACAGAAUCUUACGUAAUUUUUUUAAAUCAUUUAAAAGAAGGAUUGUAAAUAUUCAUAUAAAAUAUGACGGAGUGUAAAGAGAAAGCUUUGAGUUUAAAGUCUGAUGUGGGUACAGUAGCUGUCAGGAACCCCGUGGAUGAGGAGAAGAAGAAGAUAAAGAGGAAAAUUUUGGAUGAAGAUCAAUAUAUAGAGAAUUUGGAGCAGAUCAUUCAGAGGGACUUUUUCCCAGAUGUCUCUAAACUUCAAGCACAGAAGGAUUAUCUGGAAGCAGAGGAAAAUGGAGAUCUGGAGCGAAUGAGAGAGAUAGCCAUCAAAUAUGGGUCUGCGAUGGCUAAAUACACCCCACGCACCUAUGUGCCACAUGUUACGCCUUCAACAUUUGAGACCCCUGAUGCUCACAGUGCAUCUCCCUCAUGCAAACACAGAGGAGCGAGAGCCGAUGAGGAUGGAAAAGAUGGUGGAAAGGUACAGGAGAAGGAACUUCCAUCCCUGGAUCGUUUUCUUGCCAAAAACACGAGUGAGGAUAACGCCUCCUUUGAGCAGAUAAUGGAGCUGGCAGAAGACAAGAACAAACUGAGACAUGCAUGGCUGUAUGAGGCAGAGGAUGAAUUCAAAGAGAGACAUGAGAAGAACCUCGCUCUUCCAUCCACAGAGCAGCAGGCGCUUGAAUGCACAAAAGCCGGCUUGGAAACAUGGCAGUAUAAGGCCAAAAACGCGCUAAUGUACUACCCAGAAGGCGAAAGGGACGACACGCUUUUCAAAAAGCCACGUGAAGUUCUGUACAAAAACACAAGGUUUGAUGGUGACCCCUUUUGUAAAGCCCUGAACAAAUCUCAGCUCCAGCAAGCUGCCGCUCUUAAUGCACAGUUUAAACAAGGCAAGGUUGGUCCAGACGGCAAAGAGCUCCUUCCUCACGAACCGGCCAAAGUAAACGGAUAUGGAUACGAGCGAGAACCCUCCCCUGCUCCUGGUGUCGCGGAGUCACCUUUGAUGACGUGGGGUGAAAUUGAAAGCACCCCUUUUCGUCUAGAUGGUUCAGAUACACCUCUUGUGGAGAGAGGUCACGGUCCUUCGUUCAAGAUUCCAGAGCCUGGGAGAAGAGAGCGUUUGGGAUUGAAAAUGGCCAAUGAGGCUGCAGCAAAAAACAGGGCAAAGAAGCAGGAAGCCUUGCGCAAAGCCACAGAGAAUCUUGCAAGCCUCACUCCAAAGGGACUCAGCCCAGCAGCGUUGUCUCCUGCCCUGCAGCGGCUUGUAAACAGGUCAUCCAGCAAAUACACAGAUAAAGCCCUCAGGGCGAGCUACACCCCAUCUCCAUCACACCUCGGCUCCAAGACUCCGCUCGGAGGGCCGGCCACACCCUCCGGCACACCGACGCCCAGUAAAUCCAGAACACCGGCGACCCAGGACCCAGCUUCCAUUACGGAUAAUCUUUUACUACUCCCCAAACGGAAGAAAGCUGUGGAUUAUUUCUGAAGCAACACAAGCGUAGACUUUACAAGACUGAAAUGGAUAGCGUGAAAUAUUUGUUGCUUGUAUUUAAGCUGUGGACCUUGAUUUGUUUAAUUUUGAAUGGGAAAUGUGUACAGUUAAACGUGUACAGUUUUUACAAAUAUUUUAGUUUUUUUGUAAAUACAAAACAGGCUUUUAAGACUUUACUUUCCAUCGAGAAUGCUCCAGAGUUUUGUUUUAGUUGAAUACAUCUGAAUAUCAGAUCUUUACUUUUUAUGAACUGUUGUAAAAGAUGAAACAUUUGAGUCUUUGCUUUUUCUUGAAUUUCACACAUCUUGAAAUUGACAAUAUUUCACAUUAAAGAGCAUUUAGAACAUUGUGCUUGAUAUUUCAGAA